This is a messenger RNA of Acanthoscelides obtectus, 334 nucleotides long. NCBI's taxonomy places the organism in Eukaryota, Metazoa, Arthropoda, Insecta, Coleoptera, Chrysomelidae. The record is from the annotation of a GenBank genome assembly.
CCGUCGGACUGUAUACAUCGCACCGAUUAGCGGGUCGAUGGUAGUGCCUCUUUAUUAGGGAAAAAGAUCGGAAAUUUCAUUGUGGCUAUAUCUGACGUAGUGCUAUGGUUAGUGCAUGCGGUGCAGUAUCUUGAUUGGAUGCUCUAAAAUUUGGCUCUUAUGAGCGUUAAGGACAAUUUGUUUGCCUGGAUCUUCAAAUGUCCCUUCUUGUCACAUUUCGGAGAGGAGACAUCAAGAGGAAGCAUGGCUGAAGGAAGCAUUGGGAGAAUAUUCAUCCGUCGACGACAUGCUAACGUAUAAAUACACGCUAUGUAUGGGUCAAAAUCGGAGAGGU